AUGGAGGUCCUGGCCGGGGAGACCACAUUCCAGCAGGAGCGGCUGCAGGCCAUUGCAGAGAAACGGAAGAAGCAGGCGGAGAUUGAGAACAAGCGGCGGCAGCUGGAGGACGACCGGCGGCAGCUGCAGCAUCUGAAGUCCAAGGCGUUGCGGGAGCGAUGGCUGCUGGAGGGGACCCCGUCCUCGGCCUCGGAGGGGGACGAAGACAUGAGGAGGCAGAUGCAGGAGGAUGAGCAGAAGGCCCGGCACCUGGAGGAAUCCAUCUCCAGGCUGGAGCAGGAGAUCGAGGCGCUGGAGAACACAGACGCCCGCCCAGCCGCCGCCAAGGAGAACGUGGCAGCCCCCAGCCCGGCCAAGGAGACCCAGAAGGCAGAGGUGGUUCUGAAUUCUCAGCAGACCCCGGUGGGCACACCCAAAGCAGCGAAGUCAGUCUCCAACACCCCGUUGCGGACGGUGGAAGGCUCCACCAUGAUGAAGGCAGCCAUGUACUCGGUUGAGAUCACAGUGGAGAAGGACAAGGUGACCGGGGAGACCCGGGUGCUGUCCAGCACCACCUCGCUCCCUCGGGAGCCACUCCUUCAGGGCGUCAAGGUCUACGAGGACGAGACCAAAGUGGUCCACGCCGUGGACGGCACCGCGGUGAACGGGAUCCAGCCGCUGAGCUCCUCCGAGGUGGACGACCUCAUCCACAAGGCGGACGAAGUCACGCUGAGUGAGGCAGGGCCGGCGCCGGGGGCCGCGGAGGCCGGGGGCACGUCCGCGGAGGCCGGCCGGACCGCCACCCCCUCGCGGCGGGAGAUCACCGGCGUCCAGGCGCAGCCCGGUGAGGCCACGUCAGGCCCCCCGGGCAUCCAGCCCGGCCAGGAGCCCCCGGUCACCAUGAUCUUCAUGGGGUACCAGAACGUGGAGGAUGAGGCGGAGAGCCAGAAGGUGCUGGGGCUGCAGGACACCAUCACGGCGGAGCUGGUGGUCAUCGGGGACGAGGCCGAGCCCAAGGAGGCCGCCCCCCCCAACGGCAGUGCGGCCGAGCCCCCCGCCGCCGCGGGCGCCAGGGAGGAGAACCAGGUGGGGGCCGAGGCCCCUGCCGGCGACGCCCAGGACCUGGACACGAAGAAGCAGCGCUGCAAAUGCUGCUCCGUCAUGUGA
Molecule: messenger RNA, 1146 nt
Organism: Pipistrellus nathusii (Nathusius's pipistrelle)
Lineage: Eukaryota; Metazoa; Chordata; Mammalia; Chiroptera; Vespertilionidae
Source: the annotation of a GenBank genome assembly